AAAAACGGAAGCGUUCACUUGGUAACAGUCGGAGCCGGAUAAUUUAUCCCCGGGGCCCCGUUUGCACACCUGUCUCCGCUUAGCAAUAACGUUACUUAGCCGCUGAUAAGGCAUCCGUUCGCUAACUCGCUGCAGGUUGCAAGUGUCCGAAGUGAAAGCGUCCGACUGUCUACCCAUCUCCUCUGGAUCGUAUUGCACUCGACACGCAGCAUGGAAGAGAUCAAGACCGAGCCUGUGGAUUUUGUGAAGGAAUUCCAGGAAUAUCUGACCCAGCAGACUCAGCAUGUCAACAUGAUCUCAGGCUUCGUUUGCGGGGACAAAGAGCCAGGGGAGCCGUUUCAAGCCGUUGCCCCCAGGAGUGCGCAGAAUGGUCUGGACCCCCCGUCUGUGGAGGAUCCAGGUCCAGAUGUCCAGGUGGACGGCCUGGAGAGGACCUGCGAUGGGAAGUACAAGUGCAGCUACUGCAGCUACGCCAACAAGGGCAUGGCUCGAUUAAUAGAGCACAUCCGCAUCCACACAGGAGAGAAGCCUCAUCGCUGCCAGCUGUGCCCGUUUGCCUCGGCGUACGAGCGCCACUUGGAAGCCCACGUGCGCUCGCACACGGGUGAGAAACCGUACAAGUGUGACGUCUGCGCCUUCCGCUGCAGCGACCGCAGUAACCUGUCCCACCACCGCCGCCGCCGCCACAAGCUCCUCCCCACCAGGGCCGUCCGCUCUUCUUUCUCCAACAAAAGAAUGUUGAGCUCCCUGCAGAAGAGGACCGCCUCGUUGGGCUUCAGCAGGCGAAUGCUCAUCAACUUUAACCCUCCCGCCACGUCGAAGUCGGAUUGUCUGAAUGACCUGUCUCCCAAGAUCCACCACCAUCUGCACAGCGGCGAUCAAAAUAACCACGCAAAGGUGGAUGACAAUGACGGCCACAAAAGAGAUGCAAACUUUUUCACUUUUAUCAACCCACUGGACCAGCUGUCUACACUCGCCGGGCAGUUAGCCGACCUUCAUCCCGAGUCUCAGACCCCCGCAUCCCCGGACAGGGAGUCCUUAAAGGACGAGAAGCCCAUUCUCAUACAGCAGGUCUCUAGUGAACAUGCGUGUUCAAAUGGAAUGCAGACUUCACCGCCGAAAAAUGAAUCUCCCGCCUCAGGCCACGGGAGUUGCAGUCCUGCUCCCGGCCUCGGCUUUGAGGACGGCUUGAACACUGCGACUGCGAGUGUCGGCAACAGCUUGCCGAGCACACCCGCCCCUGCCCUGACCACGGCGGACCGACCGCUCUCAAAUAAAUGCCAGCACUGUGAUAUUCACUUUCUGGAUAACAUCCUCUACACCAUUCACAUGGGCUGCCAUGGCUACGAACAUCCAUUCCAGUGCAACAUCUGUGGUCACAUGUGCAUCGACAGAUACAACUUCUCGUGCCAUUUUGCUCGCGGACAACAUAUAAAGUGAUGUAUACAGUGUCUUUGCUCAUUGUGUUUUCAACAUUGCUCGUACAGCAUCGAAACAUGGUGACACUGAAUUACAUUUCAUAUUAUUAUUUAGUGCAGCUUACUAUUCCCUUUUAGGUUUAUGAAUACAAUGGUGUUACCGUAUUGCAGUUAUUUAUGAGCUUUUCAAAUUGGUUUUGGAUUGAUUAAUACAAAUGGACGAAACAACAGAAACAUCUUGAAUUCUUCCUUCUAUGCCAAUGCAGUGUCUUGUAUUUGACAUAUCGGAUCCACAAGACAUUUAAAUACAUCACCAGCUCUGUAUUCAUUGUGGGACUGUUUUACUGUAAAUUGUUUUCCAUCAGCUGUACAUAUGAGGCUAACUAUACACCAAUGUCUUCAUCUCAGAGUCCAGCCAAUUUGGCUGAACACAUUCCGUUGUGAGAAAAGUUUAACUGCUUAAUUGGUUAUUUUUCUCUUUAAAAAUGUUUGUCUAGCCACUCAUAAUCCUGCUUGCUGUUCUGAUAUUUAUUUAUGCCAUACUCCUAGAAACAAUUUUUAUAUUUACACGCUGUGAGUAGACACUUCUGUGUGUAGCAAAGGUUGAAACACUGACUUGUGACUAAGAUGUAAACUAAUGUUAAUUAUUUGAAUUAAUAGCUUUUGAUUUGUGUAAACCUUGAUCUAAAGCAAAUAUGUAUUGUUUGUAUGUGAUUAUCUUAUAGACAGAAAAUUAUGAAGUAUAUCAUUUGUAUUGACACCAUAUUAGCAGAGACUGUCGUUCACGAUUGUGUCCCAGUAUGUUCAUUUUAAAAGUUUAGCUUUAAAAAAAAUAUUUCUUUCAAGAUUUUAAGUACAAGAUAAAAUAUUAGUAUACAUCAUUUUAUUUCUUUGCUACAAUGACCAGGAAAAAGUAAAUUUUAUUUACAUUGAAUUAAAUAGUGUCACAUUUUCUUGAAACGUU
This is a messenger RNA of Pseudoliparis swirei, 2382 nucleotides long. Its product is annotated as zinc finger protein Pegasus-like. The transcript has 4 exons. Gene Ontology annotation, molecular function: RNA polymerase II cis-regulatory region sequence-specific DNA binding; DNA-binding transcription factor activity. The record is from RefSeq and is a predicted model, not a curated record. NCBI's taxonomy places the organism in Eukaryota, Metazoa, Chordata, Actinopteri, Perciformes, Liparidae. Gene Ontology annotation, biological process: regulation of transcription by RNA polymerase II. The coding region runs from base 211 to 1440 and encodes 409 amino acids.